Molecule: messenger RNA, 300 nt
Organism: Oikopleura dioica
Lineage: Eukaryota; Metazoa; Chordata; Appendicularia; Copelata; Oikopleuridae
Source: the annotation of a GenBank genome assembly
AUGCACGCGCUUGAUACCGGAGGGCGAGAUAAAGCCAGUAAACAAGAUAGAGUCGGAGAAGUUCUUGAAGCAAUUGGAAUCUGGGACUUUAAGAAGUCCAUCCAAAGAGAACUUAAACGAUAUCCGAGUCAUGAUCCGUUGAAGCUAAAGAAAUUGCAAAUCAUGUCUGAUAGAAUAAAUGUUCUUUCGGCCCAAGAAUAUGAGCAUCAUGUUUAUUGUCAACGAGCAUCCUUUUAUGGAUACGCAACUCAACAGAGAAAUAAUAUCUUCAAGACUAAUGAUGCGGUAGAUUCAAGAUGA